AUGAGUCACUCAACCUGUUAUCCGCAAUCCUUAUUCCGGGAUACACUAUUCCGGGAUGUAUUAUUUCGGCAUACAGGUGAGCGUGGAGUGACCCUUUCUGGCGGUCAAAAGGCUCGAGUGAGUUUAGCGCGCGCGGUUUACUCUGAUGCCGAUAUCAUUCUCAUGGACGAUCCACUGUCAGCCCUGGACGUACAUACCGGUUCACAG
Sphaeroforma arctica JP610 is the source of this 207-nucleotide messenger RNA. RefSeq lists its product as hypothetical. Gene Ontology annotation, biological process: transmembrane transport. The annotation marks the transcript as partial. Gene Ontology annotation, molecular function: ATP hydrolysis activity; ATPase-coupled transmembrane transporter activity; ATP binding. Gene Ontology annotation, cellular component: membrane. NCBI's taxonomy places the organism in Eukaryota, Ichthyosporea, Ichthyophonida. The record is from RefSeq and is a predicted model, not a curated record. The transcript has a single exon.